GUUAUUUUCAAAGCCAGCGAACAGGAAAAGAAGGAUGAUGUCCCAUCUAGUCGACAGUCACCGACUUGAUAAAUACUAGGACAUACCAGCCUAAUACCCUGACAUUGAGAAUAUAUUCAGCGAUGAGCAGCACCCAAGUUAGGUUCCCCACAUUCUGGACGAUGGAUAAAAGUGCCUUAUCGGAGUGGAGACCCAACAACUCUUAGACACGCCAUAUAAGAAGAGUGCACCGUGGCAACACAUCUCGGGAGUUGCAAAAACCUAUCACUCCAGUUCCAGAUCUACAGAGUUAGAAGUCAUGAGUAGCCGAUACGCAGCAGUGCAUCAAUCACCUGAGGGCGCUGGCGACGCGCGUCCAAUUGCCCUACAAAUCAUCCAGGAUGAACAGCUUCAGGGCCGGUGGUCUGACAAAGUCAUCCUCAUCACCGGCUGCUCGUCGGGCUUGGGCGUUCAUACCGCACGAGCACUAUACACUACCGGUGCCACACUUUACCUGACGGCCCGUGACCUCGACAGGGCGAAAACAGCGCUCGGUGAUAUGAUCGAUAGCCCGCGCGUGCACCUCUUGUCUCUGGAUCUCAAUUCUCUGGCGUCCGUACGUGCCUGCGCCGAGGAGUUCCUAGCAAAAUCACCCCAUUUGAAUAUCUUAAUCGCCAACGCCGGUGUCAUGGGCUGCCCGGAAGGGCGGACGGAAGAUGGCUUCGAGACGCAAUUUGGUACCAACCAUCUGGCGCAUUUUCUUCUCACCCACCUCCUGCGUCCUGUGAUGUUGGCAUCUUCUUCACCGCAAUUUCACUCUCGGGUAGUGCUACUCUCCUCCGGUUCGCAUCGCUUUGGCCAGGUCAACUUUGAUAAUCUCACCUGGGAGGGCGAGUUCGACACCUGGUUGGCUUACGCGCAGAGCAAGACAGCCAACAUCUGGACUGCUAAUGAGCUUGAGCGGCGGUACGGCGCGCACGGCUUGCACGCGGUCAGUUUGCAUCCUGGGACAAUUGCCACGGACUUGCUGCGGCAUGUUCCGGCUGACCAACUGGCGAUCUGGACGGCGGACAAGGAAUUGGAAAAGUAUUGGAAGACCCCUGAGCAAGGAGCUGCCACCACAGUCUGGGCGGCAGUGAGCCCAGACAUGGAAGCAAAGGGUGGGGUGUAUCUGGAAAAUUGCGCUGUUUCCACAGCGUGGAUGCCUGCGGCUGGUCCCUGGGGUCCGGGAUACGCUCAAUGGGCGUAUAGUCCGGAGAGUGAAGCGAGGCUCUGGGAUGUAUCAUUAGAGUUGUUGGGGUUGCAGGAGUAGCCAUGGCUUAAGCUGCUAAAACUCAUACUCCACCUUUUCAUACUUAUCGGUGAUUUCUAUUGCAGCAGAGGCUGGUUAAUGCGAUACAAAAAUGAGACAGUUAAUCUAGCAUACCAGAGACACACAACAACAGUGUGGG
Aspergillus welwitschiae is the source of this 1430-nucleotide messenger RNA. RefSeq lists its product as uncharacterized. The coding region runs from base 299 to 1291 and encodes 330 amino acids. The record is from RefSeq and is a predicted model, not a curated record. NCBI's taxonomy places the organism in Eukaryota, Fungi, Ascomycota, Eurotiomycetes, Eurotiales, Aspergillaceae. The transcript has a single exon.